This is a messenger RNA of Schistocerca cancellata (South American locust), 1363 nucleotides long. RefSeq names its product beta-1,3-glucan-binding protein-like. Lineage: Eukaryota; Metazoa; Arthropoda; Insecta; Orthoptera; Acrididae. Gene Ontology annotation, molecular function: hydrolase activity, hydrolyzing O-glycosyl compounds. The transcript has 7 exons. Gene Ontology annotation, biological process: carbohydrate metabolic process. The record is from RefSeq and is a predicted model, not a curated record. The coding region runs from base 2 to 1165 and encodes 387 amino acids.
GAUGUCGAGGAACGCGCACGCCUUGUUGGUUGCGGUGCUGGUGGCGGCAGCGGCGAGCUUGCCCUGCGGCUGCCUCGCGCAAUGCACGGCCUCACAGACUACCGCCUCUGGCACCAAGGCGCCCGUCACCAUCUGCAGCGGCGACAUGAUCUUCGCCGACGACUUUGAGGACUUCGACCUGAGCGUGUGGCAGCACGAGAUCACCAUGUCCGGCGGAGGGAACUGGGAGUUCCAGAUCUACGUGAACAACCGAUCCAACAGCUUCGCCAGGGACGGCUACCUCAACAUCCGGCCCACGCUGACCUCUGACCAGUACGGAGAGGCCUUCCUGUCCAGCGGCACCAUAGACCUCAACGGCGGGUCGCCUGCCGAUGAGUGCACCAACCCUUCGUUCUACGGCUGCUCGCGCACCGGCACUGCUACCAACAUCCUGAACCCGGUGACGUCGGCGCGCUUGCGCACCGUCAACUCCUUCAGCUUCCGCUAUGGCCGCGUCGAGGUGCGCGCCAAGUUGCCCGCCGGUGACUGGCUCUGGCCCGCCAUCUGGCUGCUGCCACGCAACAACAAAUACGGCGGGUGGCCGGCGUCGGGCGAGAUCGACCUGAUGGAGUCUCGCGGCAACCUGGGGCUGACGGUGAACAACGUCAACAUCGGCGCCGAGCAGGUCUCCUCGACGCUGCACUUUGGCCCCUACUACCCCGUAGACGCCUACCAGGCGGCCAGCUUUUCGCAGAACAGCGCCGCCGGCCAGGGCUACGACAAGGACUUCCACUCCUACCAGCUCGAGUGGACGCCAGACUACAUAAAGUUCAGCAUUGAUGGUACCGAGAUAGGAACGGUUACUCCUACGGAUGAAGGUUUCUGGGCCUAUGGAGGAUUUAAUACAAAUGUACCAACGGCUGAAAACCCAUGGAGAUACGCUACUAAAAUGGCUCCUUUCGAUCAAGAGUACUACAUCAUCAUUAACCUGGCUGUUGGAGGAACAAAUGGGUACUUCCCUGACAAUGCACAGAACACUGGAGGAAACAAGCCAUGGAUCAAUUCGUCACCCACGGCCUUUGCGGACUUCUGGAAUGGGCGUAACUCGUGGCUGUCCACGUGGAACCGUGAUGAGGGAGGCUCCUCUUCCCUCCAGGUUGAUUACGUCAGAGUCUGGGCUCUCUAGAAAUAUUGAGUGGAAAACUCACACAACACAAUCAGUGUUACUGAUUCCGGCUUUGCUAGGCGCUCUGAAGGAUUCAUUAUGCAGCAAUACUAUCAAUUUUUUUUUCAGGUUUUCAGGAAUCAAGUACAAUGUAUUAACUAGCAAUAACUCUUUCUAAUACUAUCUGUACACUGACUAUUGCCAAUAAAGGUUUUUAAA